UCAGCAAAGGCAUCGAGUAACAGCCCUCAUCCUCCUCAUAAUUAGCGCUUACCGUGAUUCACCUUGAAUAUCCCAUCCCACUCACCACUUUCCACCUCAAGAGUCACAACAAACAAAUCGAUGAAGAUACUGCGAUAUUUCCACACAAAUCAUUUUCGGACGCACGACCACUCUUUGGCUUGUAAUUUGUAAAUAUGUAAAAUAGACCGUAAAACUACACAAUAUUCAUUUAUGACCCAGCCGGUCAACUCCUUCGAUAUUUUCUUUUUAAAAGAAUUGUUUUCUGGUAUCUAGAUCCAAAAUAACUAACUGAUCACUUUGAAUAUACUACAACGGACGCCAAUCAGAUCUCUUCGCUUUUUCACUUUCCCUAUAGAUUUUAAUUUUCUGGUAAUCUAUUACUGAUCUGUACUGUGUCUUUUGUAAUCUGAUCUCAAAUUGGAUGACGAUAUUCGCUGUUUUGAAAACGCAGUUAAGCUCUAUUAUGGAUGAUCAUGAUUUUGAGAGGAGCUUCUUGAAGGAAUUCAUUAUACCUACGUACAUAUUAGUAUCUGAAUCAGAGACCAUUGAAGUUCCUGAUGUGCCUAAGUUUCCGGUGCUGGUGUUUGUAAACUCCAGCAGCGGUGGCCAGCUCGGUGGAGAUCUUCUUGUAACUUACCGUGGUCUUCUUAAUAAGGAUCAGGUUUUGGAUGUUGGAGAAGAGGCGCCCGAUAAAGCUCUACGGAGAAUCUAUCUUAAUUUAGAGAAGCUCAAAGCUAGUGGAGAUCAAUAUGCUGCACAGGUUGAGGAGAGAUUGAGAAUAAUUGUUGCUGGUGGUGAUGGAACAGCUGGCUGGCUUCUAGGGGUUGUUUGUGAUCUUAAAUUAUCUCAUCCACCACCGGUUGCUACAGUUCCCCUUGGAACAGGAAAUAAUCUUCCCUUCGCAUUUGGUUGGGGAAAGAAGAAUCCUGGGACUGAUCGUCACUCUGUCAUACAAUUUUUGCAACAAGUAAUGCAAGCAAAAGAAAUGAAAAUAGACAACUGGCAUAUUCUCAUGAGGAUGAAAACUCCUAAAGAAGAUUAUAACUGUGAUCCUAUUGCACCUCUUGAGCUACCACACUCUUUACAUGCCUUUCAUCGUGUCUCAGAGACUGAUGAGUUGAAUGAGGAAGGGUACCUUACAUUUCGUGGGGGGUUCUGGAAUUACUUCAGUAUGGGGAUGGAUGCUCAAGUAUCAUAUGCAUUUCAUUCUGAACGAAAGUUGCAUCCUGAAAAAUUUAAAAAUCAAUUGGUUAAUCAGAGUACUUACGCGAAGCUUGGCUGCACCCAAGGAUGGUUUUGUGCUUCUCUUUUCCAUCCUUCACCUCGGUUUUUCUACCUCACUGCUCAUACAUUUUGUUGGCUUUACAAAAACAUAGCUCAUCUUGCAAAGGUUAAGAUUAUGAGAAGGCAUGGGCAUGAGCAAUGGCAAGAUCUCCAGAUACCCAACAGCAUCAGGUCAAUCGUAUGUCUAAACUUGCCCAGUUUUUCUGGUGGACUGAAUCCUUGGGGAACGCCAAACAGCAAUAAGACACGUGACAGAGAGUUGACUCCACCAUAUGUCGAUGAUGGCCUAUUAGAAGUGGUUGGUUUUAGAGAUGCCUGGCAUGGGCUUGUUCUACUUGCUCCAAAAGGACAUGGAACCCGUCUUGCACAGGCACAUCGAAUUCGGUUUGAGUUUCACAAAGGUGCAGCCGAUCAUACGUACAUGAGGAUUGAUGGAGAACCUUGGAAGCAGCCACUACCAGUGGAUGAUGAUACUGUUGUGGUUGAAAUCUCUCAUCUUGGCCAAGUGAACAUGCUUGCCACCCACGAUUGUCGGUCUAGAAGUGUGCAUGAUUCCUCACCAGUUAGCCAUAGUGACGGUGAUGGAAGUUUUGGUGAUGGAAGUUUUAGUGAUGAAGACGACUCUGUCGAAGAUGGGGAAGAGAGGAGGAAGUUCGGUGCAGCAGAAACGUUUAAGAUCCCGGAUGAGGUUGAUAUUACUCAUCUAAGUUAAGUUGUUCAAUAUAUAUAUCAUUUGCUGUAUGCAUUAUCGUUUAAUUUUCUGAACUACGCCUGACAAAAUGAGCGGGCCACAUGGAUAUGGAUUGGAUCGGGUACGAAAAACAAUAAGAAUAGAUUUUUAACUGAGACACAGCGGAAGGGCUAUCUCAGUUGCUUGAUGACUA
This is a messenger RNA of Mangifera indica (mango), 2189 nucleotides long. RefSeq names its product diacylglycerol kinase 5-like. The transcript is spliced from 13 exons. The coding region runs from base 443 to 2017 and encodes 524 amino acids. Gene Ontology annotation, molecular function: ATP-dependent diacylglycerol kinase activity. Lineage: Eukaryota; Viridiplantae; Streptophyta; Magnoliopsida; Sapindales; Anacardiaceae. The record is from RefSeq and is a predicted model, not a curated record.